Molecule: messenger RNA, 1375 nt
Organism: Ylistrum balloti
Lineage: Eukaryota; Metazoa; Mollusca; Bivalvia; Pectinida; Pectinidae
Product: ARL14 effector protein-like
Exons: 3
Coding region: 1-519 (172 amino acids)
Cellular component (GO): intracellular membrane-bounded organelle
Source: RefSeq, a predicted model, not a curated record
AUGGAGGAACGACGCUCCGACCGACAAAGGAGCUGCAAGAACAAAUCAAAGUCUAACGGUAACGACAAAAAGCCACCACAAGAAACACAGCCAGUUGUAGUCGAAGAGGACAAUGCAAAUUCUAACGAUGGGACCGGUAGUGACGAUGGAAAUACUGUGACAAAGCAGCUCCGUAUGCUGACAUUUGCUAAUCCAGGGAAGUUUAUGGAUAACUUUGAUCCUGAGAGAAGUGCCAGAGAAAUGAGAAAAAUGAACAGAAGGAUAUACAGAGAGAAUAUCCGUAAGAACCAGCUGUAUGAUGAGACAGGAGUCCUGUUGGACAACAGUCUGGAUCUCUGUGACUGUUUAGAUAUGGAAUGUGAAGGUUGUCACUUUCCUUGUCCCAAGUGUGGCUCCGAGAAAUGUGGUACAGAAUGUCGUUGCUGUCGCAAAUGGUUCUACGAACAUGUGGAGGUGGAAGGCACUAAUCUGACACUAAAGUGGCCUAUACAAACACAGACUUCUACGUCAACAAGCUAGCUGUUGUGUGUUUACUUAUCAAAAUAUGUCUACUGGUUGUCUGUUUACAUAUAAAGUAUUACUUGACCAAAUGCAAAAUCGUAUUUGGUCAAAUAACUUCUACAAAUUAACAAAUUAGCUCUCUGGGCUGCUGAGGUGAAUCAGAAUGAUUGCUAAAUCUUUCAAAAUUCUAAAAGUGUUGAUCAACAAGUCUGUUAACUGGUGCACUAGGAGAAGAAAUGUGAUCGGGAAGCCUAUUGGCCAAUAUUGGAUCUUAAAAUCUUUUCCCAUCAUUUCUCUGUACUGAUGCCAAGUCUUGGACGUGUUGAAUAUUUAUGCAGUUACUUUUCCUCUUUCAUCAUAUUCAAAAUAUUAAUUUUUUCAGGUUUAUUAGAAUGUUUUCAAAUGUUUGGGACCAAAAACUUAAGUGAUGACUUACCAGUGUUUCUAACAUCACGCCUUGUUAAUUGUGAUCUUGCACAUACAUAAUGUGUUAAUUGUUAUGUGUAAUUUGAUAUUCAUACUGAAUUAUUGCAUUUCUCAGUAAACUAUUUUCAAGUAUGAAUUAUCGAGUACAUGUCUGGAUUAUGUAAAAUUGUUCAGAUAUUCUGAAUGUAUUUAAUGUAAUAUUUAAGGUAAGUUAUUAAAUUGGUGACAAUCUGAAUUAUUCUCACUUUCUACAAAGGACCGAAUCUAACUUCAGAUUGCUGUAACACCUUUAUAAAUCUUGCGUAAUACAGUAUAGGUGAGACAAUUCUGAAUAACAAUUAGAUCUAAAGACAUGCUGCUUUUAGAACUACAGAAUUAGUGUCUAGUCUAAUAUGUUGAUGAAUGCUCCACACGAUAUAUAUGAUCCAAUACAAAAGCUGUUUCGAAA